Molecule: messenger RNA, 481 nt
Organism: Drosophila subpulchrella
Lineage: Eukaryota; Metazoa; Arthropoda; Insecta; Diptera; Drosophilidae
Exons: 3
Coding region: 33-428 (131 amino acids)
Source: RefSeq, a predicted model, not a curated record
GUGCAGAAGCUGUGUCGAAAACAUUAAAAGAAAUGGAGGGAAGUGCAGAUCCACAGAAAAACCUUGAUGGGAAGGAGCAUGCCGAGUUGGACUUCGCUCCCUAUAUGAGCUUCCUGCCGGACGUACUCCCGCACAGAAACAGAACAACCAGUAAUGCUAUCUCCGAUGAGCUCUCGAGUGAUGAAUCGCUAGACUCCUCCACCAUCAGCUACAUUGAUAGAGGAGAAGAGCCAUCUCCAGCCAUGGCUAUGUGUAGGAUGCUAGGCAAAUUUCUGCAGCACCAGCAGAACAACCCCGUUUCCCGUCCGAGGCCCAUUUUGGGUUAUUGGAUAUCGGAGCUGAACAGCAUGCGUCCGGAAGAUGCCGCUAAAGUAGAGAAGAAAAUGACUAUGCUUCUGUGGGACGAGAAGGAAGCUUUAAACUAUUAAAUUACAUACACGUAUAAAUAAAAACAUCCACAUCUGUUGAACAUUCCAUUUAA